Adineta ricciae is the source of this 639-nucleotide messenger RNA. The record is from the annotation of a GenBank genome assembly. NCBI's taxonomy places the organism in Eukaryota, Metazoa, Rotifera, Eurotatoria, Adinetida, Adinetidae.
AUGUAUUGUAAAACCGUUUGGAAAAAAUUACAAUCGUACGUAAAAUCUUUUCAGCCAAAAGAUGAUGAUGUCGACGAUAUACUGAAAAAUCUGAGGAAAGAGAUAAUUUAUCAGAGAAAAGUUCUUCAUCCGGGCAAACUUCUGCGUUUACGACAGUGGCGACACCGUUUCUUGGCGUCAUUAACUUCAUCGGGCAAAGCUGCAAUCAUAUUCGGCCUAUUCACGAGUCUAGUCAUCUUAAUUAGCAUUCUUACUGUUUGUUAUACAUCACCGAAACCACCAGGCAAAACAUGCAAAUAUAGUAUCAAAUCCGAAGGUCAGUAUCUCAUCAACGCUGAUUCCCAUCCAACGUCAAUUGCAAUUGGCGAUUUUAAUCAUGACGAUUUAGUUGAUGCUGUAGUUUCCAAUUCCGGCUCGGAUACAAUUGGAAUUUUUCUCCGACAAGCUGGUGGUACCUUUACGAAUCAAAUCACAUACUCAACUGGUCCACAUUCUAAGCCAUCUUCAGUAACAGUUGCCGAUUUCAAUCAAGAUCAUCNAAUAAUCUGUUCCAUAUCCAACGAUCGCAAUACUUUAUUCACCAAACGAUAUAGAAAACUAUCUUUAGUAUACCAUUUAAUUGCUGUCUCAGGUAUAUAA